GCCGAGCUGCAGCCCGGAGAGGUAAAGGAGUUGGUGGCUGGUGAGAUCUCGGUGAGCGGCGAUGGGGAAGGAUUAUUACCGCAUAUUGGGCCUGCCCCGUGGGUCCUCCGAGGACGAUAUCAAAAAGGCGUAUCGCAAGCAGGCGCUGCGUUAUCAUCCGGACAAGAACAAGGACCCCGGAGCCGAGGAACGGUUCAAAGAGAUCGCCGAGGCGUACGACGUGCUGAGCGACCCUAAGAAGCGCGAAAUUUUCGACAAGUACGGCGAGGAAGGACUAAAGGGAGGUGGUCCCAGCUGCAGUGGAGGAGGUCCCAAUGGCACUUCAUUCACCUACACCUUUCAUGGAGAUCCUCACGCCAUGUUUGCAGAAUUCUUUGGAGGACGGAAUCCUUUUGAUACUUUUUUUGUCCAGAGGAAUGGAGAUGAAGACAUGGAUGUUGAUGAUCCCUUCACAUCUUUUCAAAACUUUGGCAACAUCGGCUUUUCUCGAGGUCGUGGGGGCCAUGAAAACAUGCGCAGGAAACAAGACCCUCCCAUCACCCAUGAGUUGAGAGUAUCUUUGGAGGAGAUUUAUAGUGGAUGUACCAAGAAAAUGAAAAUUUCUCACAAACGUCUCAAUCCAGAUGGGAAAAGCACACGUAAUGAGGAUAAGAUUCUAACAAUUGAAGUCAAACGUGGCUGGAAAGAAGGAACUAAGAUUACAUUCCCCAAAGAAGGAGACCAAACACCAAGCAACAUUCCAGCUGAUAUUGUCUUUGUUUUAAAGGACAAGCCACACAGCAUUUUUAAGAGAGACGGGUCUGAUAUUGUAUACCCAGCCAAGAUCAGCCUCCGUGAGGCUCUAUGUGGCUGCACUGUGAACGCACCAACGCUAGAUGGUAGGUCCAUACCAAUGGUAUUCAAGGAUAUCAUUAAACCGGGAAUGAAACGAAGAAUUCCUGGAGAAGGCCUUCCAUUUCCCAAGAGUCCAAACCAGCGGGGGGAUCUUAUUAUUGAGUUUGAUGUAAGAUUCCCAGACAGAAUUCCACAGUCUUCCAAAAGUGUCCUAGAACAGAUCUUGCCAAUAUAGCAAGACUGGCAGAACUGGACUGCAGUGCCUCCAAACCAGAGGAUUUUGGGCUGAAAUUAGGAUUUCGGGGUCUGUUUUGGCAGUGGGUAUGGAGUACCUUCAUGUUGCUAAGAGUUUUCCAGAGAGUCCAAAUCUUGCAAGAUGAAUAUUGCACUGCUCAAUGACUUCAGACCUAGGUUGUCAUUGCUCAAAAUACUUGCAGCAGUGUGCAGUUACUGAUAAAAGGAAUCACCAGAAUAUCUCAUAAUUGCAUAUGAGGAUGACAACCAGUCACGAUUCCUGCCGUCAUUUAUUUGGCUUGCCCAAGUUAGGGCAUGCCCAUGUAUGUCCUCCAUUGGAAAGAAUGACACUAAAAUCUAAACUGGACUUUGAAAGUAAACUUUUCCAAUCUUUUGUCUAUGCUGUACUGUGUUGUCUCUUACCACAUUCUGCACUCUUUUUCCCACUGGGUAUCUUCAGUUUUCUAGCUGCUCUAAUGAAUGCCCUUACUAAGGUAAUCUUAACUGGUGCCAUGUGCUGAUGGUCUUGGAAGAGAAGGCAUUCUUAGACUUGGUUAUGAAAGUAACUUGCCUGUUUUCAGAAGGAUGGGUGGAGUAUGACUUUCUCUAAUAAGAUAAUAGAAUACUGGCCAACAAAAAAACCUGAUAGCUUCUGGAAAGCUUGUAAAGAGACUUACAGGUUUUUCAGUGACAUCUCAGUUUUUCCUACAUACUGAUGCUUGUAUGUCAAACUUGGGCCUGUUGAGUUAUUUGGCCUGUGCCUAACAGUUGGACUGGCAGAAGAUCUGUGUCAAAUGUUCAUAGUUGGACUUGAUUUAAUAAAAAGAUUUCAAAAGGUGUGAA
Messenger RNA from Elgaria multicarinata webbii, 1911 nucleotides. RefSeq names its product DnaJ heat shock protein family (Hsp40) member B1 (gene DNAJB1). The transcript has 3 exons. The record is from RefSeq and is a predicted model, not a curated record. Gene Ontology annotation, molecular function: transcription corepressor activity; Hsp70 protein binding. Lineage: Eukaryota; Metazoa; Chordata; Lepidosauria; Squamata; Anguidae. Bases 62 to 1069 code for a protein of 335 amino acids. Gene Ontology annotation, biological process: negative regulation of transcription by RNA polymerase II. Gene Ontology annotation, cellular component: cytosol.